GUCUCUAGGUUCGGAGGGCAGAGCGGUACUUUUUAUUGCCAGAUUCGUUCGUUUCGCGCAAAAACGUGUCGAAUAAGUGUAUUUUUAUCAAAAUUUGAACUGAACGGGGUAUUCUAUACCUUUACCGAAUUAUAGAAUGUUUAAUAUUAGAAAUUGUUUGAUAGCCUUAGUUGGGAUUAACAGGAAUUUGUUGACACGAUCAAUCCACGUGAAUAUCUUGUCGCUUGGACUUAAGUUUUCAGAUGUAAAUGCUCGAUAUUCAAACGCAGUUUACAAACGAUUUUACUGUGAUACUACGAUCGACGAGAAAAAUAUAACGAGUGCGGACUUAAGAAGUCAUAGACAAGAGUUGGAUAAGAAGAAGCUAGAUGAACUUUUGUCCGAUUCCGAGAAUUACAAGCGCUUUCAAAUAUUAGAAUUGGAAGUAGACGUUUUGCGACACAAUGCAGAAAGAGUGCCUAAGAAUAUUGAACCAAGAGACUGGUUGGUCCUGUUAAAUGCAAGGGUUAAAGUAAAAAGAAAAAAAUACCUUGAAUUCUUAUGGCGCAAUGAGAAAAAAGCGGAAAAUGUCAAGGUGAAAAAAGAGUUGAAGAGGGCUGAAAGGCUUGCUAAAAUUGAACAAGACUCUACCGAGGAUACUGGUGAAAUGAAAUAUGGUCUCUUGAACAAUACACUGUUUUUGCGUAUAUACGAGACAACUAUGAACCAUUUCUACAAUGGAAGAUUAAUUCAGAAUAUGAUGUUUGAACCGAACAUAGUGUUUGAUUGUGGCUAUGAGGACCACAUGACUAAACGUGAGAUACACAAUUGCAGCAAGCAGUUAUCUUUGGCAUUUGCCCAUAAUCGCACUCAUGUUAAUCCUCUGUGUUUGUAUUUUUGUAAUUUCAACAAAAAUGGAUUACUCAAGCAGUAUCUUCAUCAAAACAUGCCUAAUUUGAUGCAAGACGAUUUUCCUGCCAUUAUAACGCCACAAUCUUACUUAGAUCUAUUUCCAAAGAAUCAAUUAGUAUAUCUUACUCCACACUGUAGAACAAAUUUAAGUAAAUAUGAUCCAAAUAUGGUUUAUAUUAUAGGUGCAUUGGUAGAUAAGGGAAAUUCACAACCAUUAUCUCUGGCAAAAGCUAAAAAAGAAGGUAUUCAGAUGGCUAAAUUUCCUAUAGAUCAAUAUCUUGAGUGGGGUGCUAGCUCGUCAAAGAGUCUUACACUCAACCAGUCAAUUGACAUAAUGUUGGAUUUGAGGCACACAGGAGAUUGGAAAAAGGCAUUAGAGAAUGUGCCAGUUAGAAAAUUAAAAUCUUUUAGAGAACGUACAUUACAAAGCAAAAUGCAGAAGUCUAUAUUUUUGAAUAGACUUCAGUCUCAGGAAUCCAUAACUCAAGAUUUUACAUUUCAAAACAGGAAACAGAAUUAAUUAAUUUUGUUGUAUAUUA
Messenger RNA from Cyphomyrmex costatus, 1430 nucleotides. It is a transcript of the gene rswl, whose product is annotated as tRNA methyltransferase roswell. The transcript has 3 exons. The record is from RefSeq and is a predicted model, not a curated record. Gene Ontology annotation, biological process: positive regulation of mitochondrial translation; mitochondrial tRNA 5'-end processing. Gene Ontology annotation, cellular component: mitochondrion; nucleus; nucleoplasm. Bases 137 to 1411 code for a protein of 424 amino acids. Gene Ontology annotation, molecular function: tRNA binding. NCBI's taxonomy places the organism in Eukaryota, Metazoa, Arthropoda, Insecta, Hymenoptera, Formicidae.